This is a messenger RNA of Nicotiana attenuata, 714 nucleotides long. RefSeq names its product craniofacial development protein 2-like. Bases 1 to 714 code for a protein of 237 amino acids. Gene Ontology annotation, biological process: chromatin remodeling. The record is from RefSeq and is a predicted model, not a curated record. The transcript has 4 exons. Gene Ontology annotation, cellular component: nucleus. NCBI's taxonomy places the organism in Eukaryota, Viridiplantae, Streptophyta, Magnoliopsida, Solanales, Solanaceae.
AUGCGUGUUCCAGCUUUCCGGCAGGACGCAGCAGGACUUGUCAGUGCUCUUGAGCAGAUCCGACACGCUUCAAGAAAACUUGCUCCAAGUUCUUUUUUUCUAUAUCUGGAAACUAGAUGGGUGGGGAACAGGGCUCGGGAGGCUGAUGGGUUUAAGUUGUGGUAUUCAGGGAGGGUGAGAGGGAAGAAUUGGGUAGGCAUUUUAGUUGAUAAGGAUCUAAGGGAGCUAUUGGUUGAGGUUAAAAGGGUGAAUGACAGGUUGUUGGCCAUUAAGAUAGUCGUGGGAGGGUAUGCUCUGAAAGUAGUUAGUGCUUACGCGCCUCAGGUGGGGGGUAAUUUUAACGGCCACAUUGGGAGGUCUCCUCGGGGAUAUGACGGUAUUCAUGGUGGCUUCGGUUUCGGAGAUAAAAACAGAGGAGGUACUUUGCUGCUGGAGUACGCUAAAGCUUUUGAGCUGGUGAUCGCUAACUCGUAUUUCUCGAAGAAGGCGGAGCACCUGAUAACUUUUUGGAGUAUGGUGGCCAAGACCCAGAUUGACCAUCAACUUCUCCAGAAAUGUGAUAGAGGUCUAUGCACGGAUUGCAAGGUCAUCCCGAGUGAGAAUCUUACGACGCAACAUAUGCUUUUGAUUAUGGACUUAGAGAUCAGGUGGACGAGGAAGAAGAGGGCUAUGUCUGGUAUACCUAGGGUCAGGUGGACAAGGCCCAGGAGUUAG